AAAAUAAAAGAAAGUAAGAAAAAGCAAAGAAGCACAUUGCCAACCCAUCUUUCAGUCACAAAAUUGAAGGCCAAAAAAAGACUUCUUCUUCUUCUUCUUCCCUCCCUCUCUCUCUCUCUCUAUCUCUCCUCCACUCAAAUGAAAAUACCUCUCUCUUUCUCUUCUUCAUACUCAUACUUCAGCUGGCUUUUUUCAUGCAAGAUUCAAAGAACUCUCAUACAAGGUUCAUAUGAUUUUAUGUAAAAGCCUAAGCCAACAGUGAUCAUCUCUCUUCAUGACAAUCUAAGGCCAGCAUGCCUCUUACACAAUUGCCAAAAGGAAGCCUUGGUAUCAAAGAGCAAUACAAAUGGCUACUCAAUGGAAGACAAUUUCCAAUUCCAAGUCCACAGAAAUUUCACACCCAAAUCCCACAUUAUGCAAAGCUGUUUCAAACCCUACAGAGAUCCCUACAGCACAUGCAACUUUGUGGAAGACCAUUUCCAAGUCGACAACGACGACGACAGAGUUAUCAUCGUCGAUAACCAUCACUACUACCACCGCCGCAGCCGCAGCGAGAACAAACCCUAAUAGAGGGAAGCUGCGAAAAUGCACUUCUCUUAGAGUUGCUUCAUCUUUUACUAGAGUAUGUCUUUGUGCUCCAAUAUCUUCAUACAAUGAGGUGUUUAAAGCCGAUGUUCCUCCAAGAAGAAGCUAUAGUUACCCUAGAUCGAAACCAUUGAUGCCUGUUGCUUCACAAGAAAGAAUAAUAGCUAGCCAUGGAAGAAUUAGCACAGAAGGAAGAAGAGUUUUUAGAGGGAAGUCAUUGACAGAUGAUGUUUUGAUGAGGAGAUUUGUUGUGGAAGAAGAAGCAAUGAUGCAAGUUAGGAGAAGAAAUCAAAUGGAAGUUAUUAGAAAAAGAAGUAUGAUGAGAAGAAAAAGACUUGGACCAAGCCCUCUUAGUAGAAUGGUAAUGGCGGAGACUGAGGAGGAAAGACAAGGUUAAAUUGAUUAUUAAAGGUUUGGAUUUUCAUUUCUUUUUAAUUAUUUUCUAAUAUUUUUCUUCAUUUAUUGAGGUUUGUAAUUGUUGCAAUUUUCUUCCAUUUAUAUUAGAUGGUUUUGGGUGGU
Manihot esculenta (cassava) is the source of this 1104-nucleotide messenger RNA. RefSeq lists its product as uncharacterized. Bases 347 to 982 code for a protein of 211 amino acids. Lineage: Eukaryota; Viridiplantae; Streptophyta; Magnoliopsida; Malpighiales; Euphorbiaceae. The transcript is spliced from 3 exons. The record is from RefSeq and is a predicted model, not a curated record.